This is a messenger RNA of Plasmodium gonderi, 2202 nucleotides long. Its product is annotated as zinc finger protein. NCBI's taxonomy places the organism in Eukaryota, Apicomplexa, Aconoidasida, Haemosporida, Plasmodiidae. The transcript has a single exon. Bases 1 to 2202 code for a protein of 733 amino acids. The record is from RefSeq and is a predicted model, not a curated record. Gene Ontology annotation, molecular function: metal ion binding.
AUGAGUGGCAAGAAAAAUUUUGCUAAAUUUAUGGAAAAGAAAAUGUUUUCCAAUGCUCCAAAAGAAAAGAUGAAUGAUGAGUUUCGAAAUAUUAGGAAGGAAGAAAACCUGAGUAAUAUCGUGAAUACAAGCGAAAGGAGAAUUUUAUUCUAUAAGACAAAAAUAUGUCCAUGGUAUAUUAAGGGAAAGUGUGAAAGAAGAAAGACAUGUCUAUAUGCUCAUGCACAGAAUGAACUAAGAGAAUUGCCGAAUUUAUGUAAAACCAGUUUGUGCCCAAAAUUAAAAAUAAAUGAAUCAUGUAAUGAUAAGAAAUGUAAGUAUGCACACACGAACAUCGAAUUAAGAGCUACCGAAAAUUUGUAUAAAACGGCAUUGUGUGAAAGCUUUAUUAAAGGAAAAUGCUUCUCAGGGCAAUUUUGUAGGUAUGCACAUGGCCAGAAUGAAUUAAGAGAGCAUCCAAUGGAAAUAACAGACAAAAAUAUAAUCAUUGGAACGAGUAAAAUGAAAAAUGAUAAGUUGGAUUUUGAAAAGAAGAAAAUCUCAAAUAACAAUUGCAACAACAUCCAGAACAUUGAUAACUGCAAAAGAAAUGAAACAUAUUGUGUUAUGCCCAAGAAGAAAGAGACACAUCUUAACAAAGUUAGCGCACUCACAGAAGAUGACGCUGUUGGAGAGGUAACGGAGGCCAUGGAUCCCCAAGCGCUCAACGAUAGCACGACUGACAAUUCUUACGACUGUGCCAAGAAGGGAAGAGCAGAGAACACCACCAAACAUGGAGGCUUAAGCGGAAAUGGAAACAACAACGGAGGAAAUCACGGCGCAAAUAGCAGCGGAAAUCAUAGCGGAAAUAAUCUUAGUAGGAAGAACGAUGUGCACGAGUACCACAAGAGAAGCCAUAAGAAUCAAAAGUACAGGAACUCGGAAAUCAUGAAUAACAACAGCAGUAGGCGUGAUGGUAGCAAUAGGAAUGACAGAUCCUCCUCCUCGGUAGGAAAUUACUUGAAGCACGAAGACUGCACAAAAUUCAAUGAUGAACAAUUUUUGAAUGAUAGCCUUAACGUUUUGGGAUUUUUGGAAGAGCAUAAUAAUGGCGUAGAAAAGUUUUGUAAAGGACACAGCAUGAGUAACAGUAUCAUAAAUGAUGUUGGAAACAAUUCAUUAAGCAAUUUUCCAAAUAACAGUAUUAUUGGAGGAACCAAUAGCAAUAACAAUGCCCUUUUAAAAUAUGUGAGAAAUAACAAAGGCAUUGGAGGAAAUAGCAGCAACUCCUCGUCUUUGAUAAAUUUUAAUGUGGCCACACAGAAUGCAGGAAAUUUGGAUAUGAAUGUACACAACAACAGUUCAGAAGAUAAUUAUUACAACUUUAACACUACCAAUAUGGAAAAUUUGAAUUACGAGGACAUUUUUUUUGGUGGAAAUAGCACAAACAAUAGCCUAAACGCUUUAAACAGCUUAAAUAGCAUGAACAGCAUGGGUAGCAUAAGUAGCUUUAACAGCAUGAGUUGUGUGAGUGGUAUGAAUGUAAACACUAUGAACGAAAUGACAAUGAGCAACAUGAACAGCAUGACUAUGAACAUGGGGAACAUGGGCAGCAUGAAUAACAUGUGCAUGGACAUGAACAGUGAGAAUUUGAACAAUAUGGACAUGAACAGUAUGAAUAUGAACAAUAUGAACAUAAACAAUAUGAAUGUGAAUAGUAUGAAUAUGAACAGUAUGAAUAUGAACAGUGUGCAUAUGAACAGUGUGAAUAUGAAGAAUAUGAAAAACGUGGGUUGUGUCAGCGGUGGUAUGGCCAUGACCAUGAACAGCAAUGGUGACUGUGGAAGUGUGACAGAGCCCAUGUGUAAAUACUUGAUGUUGAAUAAAGAAUUAAAAAACAACGGUGUAACAAGGACGGAUCUUUCGGGAAAUAACGUAGGCCUAAACAGCAUUAACAUGAUAGAAGUUGUAGGAAACUGUGAACAACAGCAGGAUAACAUAAUAAGCAACAAAUUGAUGAAAGAAAAGGAAAAUUCUGACGAUCUAGUUAGCUGGGAAAAUUUUUCUCUGUUUGGGAAAGCCAAAAGUUUUAGCGCAGAGAAAGACUAUUUUAAAAUUUUUAAUUAUGGAAUGUGCAAUAAUUUUGAUAAUAAACUGUUUAAUAAUUGCGAUGUGCAUAAGAACGAAAUGGAAAAAGUUGAUAAAUCAUUAUUUAUUCUUUAA